UCCGGACCGUUUCCCGGUGAGGGCAUGAAGAGCUGGUUGAGAGGAGGCAAGAGAGCAAGGCUGUUACAUCUCAUACAGGGUAACACAGGUGAGGUACUGCAGGAGAACAGAGUGCACUGUAGCCCCAGUAGCAAUGGAGGACAGUGACCGUGAGGCUCACUCAUCAUCAGAUGACCAGGACUCCGCCCCGCCAUCCCCUGGCCACACCAGGGACCACSACCAUCAGACCGAACAGCACUCAAGCUAUUCCAAGGACGACUCUGAAGACUCUGAGUUGGAGAACAUUAUGCAACAAGACCCCCACCACAAUGGGGGCCAUCCACACCCCCACCCGCCUCUUCCCAGCUAUGAGCACAGCCCCGACCAUGAGCACCCCCACCCAGGGGACAGGGAGGCGGAGGGUGGCGACAGCCCUCCGAACACCCCCGGGACGCCCACCUCUGGAACCCCACCCUUUUUGCGCCCCCCCACGGCAGGUGGCAGGGCCCAGUCAGACAACCAGUGCGUAGGGAGGCUGCAGCUGGGUGGAGGUGGGAUGAUGGAUCACUAUGAUAUGCAGUCUCCCCUCAGUCCCACCAGGCCCAAGAGCCCCUGGGGCCGCUUUGAYCCCUACGACUUUCCAGAGGACCAAGACAAGGAAUACGUGGGAUUUGCCACACUGCCAAACCAGGUGCACCGUAAGUCUGUCAAGAAGGGCUUUGACUUCACCCUGAUGGUAGCAGGAGAGUCUGGUCUGGGCAAGUCCACCCUGGUCAACAGCCUCUUCCUCACAGACCUCUACAAGGACAGGAAGCUACUCAACGCUGAGGAGCGGAUCACUCAGACAGUGGAGAUCACUAAACACACAGUGGACAUUGAGGAGAAGGGCGUCAAGCUGAAGCUCACCAUCGUAGACACCCCUGGCUUUGGAGACGCUGUCAAUAACACUGAAUGCUGGAAGUCAGUGGCGGACUACAUCGACCAGCAGUUUGAGCAGUACUUCAGGGACGAGAGUGGACUGAACAGGAAGAACAUCCAGGAUAACAGAGUCCACUGCUGCCUCUACUUCAUCUCUCCCUUUGGACACGGUCUGAGGCCUCUGGAUGUGGAGUUUAUGAAGGCCCUUCAUGAGAAGGUCAACAUUGUGCCCAUCCUGGCCAAGGCAGACACACUCACACCCACCGAGGUCAAGAAAAAGAAAUUCAAGAUCCGGAAGGAGAUCCAGCAGUAUGGGAUUAAGAUCUACGCAGUUCCAGACUGUGACUCUGAUGAGGAUGAGGACUUCAAACAGCAGGAUCAGGUCCUCCAGGACAGUAUACCGUUUGCGGUGAUCGGCAGCAACACGGUGGUGGAGGCCAAAGGGAAGAGGGUCCGGGGUCGUCUCUACCCCUGGGGCAUCGUGGAAGUGGAGAACUCGGCACACUGUGACUUUGUGAAGCUGAGGAACAUGUUGGUGAGGACACACAUGCAGGACCUGAAGGAUGUGACACGGGGAGACCACUAUGAGAAAUACAGGGCUCACUGCAUCCAGAACAUGACCCGCAUGGUGGUGAAGGAACGCAACCGCAAUAAACUGACCAGGGAGAGCGGCACAGACUUCCCCAUCCCUGUGAUACCAAGUACCACAGACACCGAGACGGAGAAGCUGAUCCGAGAGAAAGAUGAAGAGUUGCGGCGAAUGCAAGAGAUGCUCACAAAGAUCCAGGAACAGAUGCACACGCAGAAGGAGGCCUAUUAACCCAGGCUACUACUASAACCCCUGUCCCUCUGUAAAUGCAGCCCCCCUCUUUCCACUACUAGGGUGGGCACCCCUAGUACCACUCUACUCUARUCCACAAACAUUGUCUACUCCAGCUCAUCCAACCCCGACAGCCACCACUCCUCAUUUAGUCAAUAACCCUCACUAUCAGAGACUGAUCCACGACCAGGCAUGAGGUAUUCACAGACAGGAGGUGGCAUGGAGAGAAUUUGCCUUCUCUUCCAACAACAUGGAAGUCCUGUGUCUCCACACCUGUUGUGGAAACUYUAACAGUAACCACGGGCACUCCUGUCGAGUGCCAUUGCUUGAGCACAACACCGGGCCGGACAGCACCGAACUAACCACCUGCUUGUCCUUAAAGGGUUACGGCCGGGUCCUGCCUGCCCUCUUUCCACUCAUAGUUUACCUGUGGUCUUCUCAUGAGAACGUUUUGCCUUCCAGUUCAUUGCUAACACUUCAAUGUUCAUUGAUGUUUCUCCUUAGUGAACUCUAACCCUGACAUUGGUUAAGGGGUAGACUGUAGGGAAUGUGUUGUCCUGUCCCUCUGCUAGGUGUUUGAAAGUUUAUCUCAUAACAAAUGUAGUUGUGUGGUCUUAACUAACAAGGUUAAGGUUUGACGAGGUCUGUUGUGAAGGAGGUUGGCCUGCCCAAAUACAUUUUUUUUKUCAUGCACAAUUUUUUUCCCAAUAGCAUUUUUUUUAAAGGUCAAUACUAUAGAUGGUCAUACAGAUCAUAUGUGAUACUUUUUUUUCUACAAUGUUACAUUUGUAAAUGUUUUUGUUACGGGAUUGCAUCUAUCACUUGCUAUUGCUUUUAUUUGCAUUGCUACACAGAACAGCGAGAAAUUCCUUGUCGUGGAAUGUCAUUUUUUCACAAUUUUUUUUUUUAAUUUCAACAAAUGUUACUGAAGUACUGUUGGGUGUUUUUUUGACAAAUGUAUGUUAAUAGGGCUAACUAAUGUCCUUCACUCUCCCAAUUCCAGCAUGCUCAACCAUGGGUUGUUCAUUCUUGUAUUUUACUGAAAAAGGACACCCACUACUUACAGUUCUGAUAUCUGUAAUGAUAGUUUGAGAGUUUUCUGGAAUAUUGUUGACUUGCAGCUCUACAGGUCGUAGUAAAACGUUUUGCAGCGAAAAUGAAAAUGUGUGUUCUUAGACUGGGAUACAAUCCGAUUAUAGGCACUGCGACUUUUAAAGGCAAUUUCAGAUUAAGCUGACAUAUGCAGCGUUUACGUGAUGUGAUCUCUGCGAACGCAGAGAACAUUGCCUUUUUAAAAGCCGCAGUGCAAAACCUGAGAUCUGACUAAAUCCUGGCUCAAAUUGACAAGUUCCAGCAUUAACUCCACAUUUUAAAGUUUUUUCAUAUUUUUUUUUUUCACUGAACAUGACCCAAGAGAAAACAGAAGCCUUGAGCUAGCUAUGUGCCAGCCAAGAGAUGCUGGCCUGGGGACCAAGCAGACAGGACAAGGCCCUUAUUCUGCCAGAGGUCAGGGGGCUAGAGAAUGACAGGGUCACUUCAGUAAGGUGCCUGUUUGUGUGUAUAGUGUCUGAUAUAGAGGUGUCUGAUGUAGCAGGCCUUCAUCCAUGGGUGAUAUUUUUCUUGAUGUGUGAUAUUUUUCUUGAUUGUUUGUGGACAGUAAGUAUGCACCCACUAUUUUGAAGUACAUUAAGUAGAUAUGUAUGAGUGGAUGCUUUUAUUAUAGUAGAUAUAUUAUGCACUCAACGCAAGAGAAAUUAUAAUUACUUAUCAUUUAGGUAUUUUCCACUCCCAURUUUCCCCCCAAGAAUUUUGACUUUAAUAAACACAUUUUUUUUUUUUCAUGAAGAUGAAUAGUUGUGCAUAUGUAUUUAUUUUCCUCAGGUGCAAAUGUCAGUUCAUUCACAAGGAACAAGUCAUGAGACAUAAAAAUAUACAUUUGUUUGGAUUAUUAGUAUCAUGAGUGCCAGAAAAAUGUAUUGAAAUAAUCAGAAUAAAAUAUUUUUAUUUCACAUUCUCUUUGUAAGCAACAUUGGACCCUGAUUAUAUUUGUUCAAUUUACCUGUUCUAUCCUCAUCCAUCAAAAGCUUAGAGAUUCACCUACAGACCCAGUCAAAUCACACACUAGAACAAAAGUAGGAAAUAAGAUUUUGUUUGUUUUAUAAGAAUGUUGUCAUACUACUUUUUCUGAAUAUAUUUGUAAUAAAUAACUUUGGCCAGGAUUCAAUCUGAGCGCAGAUUGGCAACGCUCCAAAAAAGGCAUUUUCCCAUUGAGCCGACAUAUGCAGUGUUUACCGUGAAUGUGGGCUCUGAAAAAGUGCAUUGUGGACAAAGCUCGCUCGGAUUGAAUCCAGCACUUUAUAAAGUCAUUGAGGAAGAGAAAGGAUGCAAUGAAUUGUAAUACAAUAAAGGAAGUAACAUCUUGGCUCUC
Salvelinus sp. IW2-2015 is the source of this 4145-nucleotide messenger RNA. Its product is annotated as septin-5. NCBI's taxonomy places the organism in Eukaryota, Metazoa, Chordata, Actinopteri, Salmoniformes, Salmonidae. Gene Ontology annotation, molecular function: GTPase activity; molecular adaptor activity; GTP binding. The record is from RefSeq and is a predicted model, not a curated record. Gene Ontology annotation, cellular component: cell division site; synaptic vesicle; microtubule cytoskeleton. Gene Ontology annotation, biological process: intracellular protein localization; regulation of exocytosis; cytoskeleton-dependent cytokinesis.